This is a messenger RNA of Podarcis muralis (Common wall lizard), 6010 nucleotides long. Lineage: Eukaryota; Metazoa; Chordata; Lepidosauria; Squamata; Lacertidae. The record is from RefSeq and is a predicted model, not a curated record.
GCCGCCGCCGCCCCGCGAAGCCCCCUCAGAGCAGCGCCGGCGGGGCCCGCCAGGGAGAGCGAGCGCCAGGGGCGGGAAGGAGGCAUGUGAGGCGCCUUCGCCCGCCGCCGCCGCCUUCGCUCACCUCCGCCUCUCCCCCGCCCCCCGCUCGCCCCUCACCGCCGCCGCCGCCAUGGCGCUGAAGAUGGUGAAAGGCAGCAUCGACCGCAUGUUCGACAAGAACCUCCAGGACCUGGUGCGCGGCAUCCGCAACCACAAGGAGGACGAGGCAAAGUACAUCUCUCAGUGCAUCGAUGAGAUCAAGCAGGAACUGAAGCAGGAUAACAUUGCCGUGAAAGCCAAUGCCGUCUGCAAGCUCACCUACUUGCAAAUGCUAGGCUACGACAUCAGCUGGGCAGCCUUCAACAUCAUUGAAGUCAUGAGCGCCUCAAAGUACACCUUCAAAAGGAUCGGGUACCUGGCAGCCUCGCAGUGCUUUCACGAAGGGACCGACGUCAUCAUGCUGACAACGAACCAGAUCCGAAAGGAUCUGAGUAGUCCCAACCAGUAUGACACCGGCGUUGCACUGACUGGUUUGUCCUGCUUUGUGACUCCUGAUCUGGCCAGAGACUUGGCCAACGACAUCAUGACCCUGAUGUCUCACACGAAGCCUUACAUCAGGAAGAAGGCAGUGUUAAUCAUGUACAAAGUGUUCUUGAAAUACCCAGAGUCCCUUCGCCCUGCGUUCCCCCGCCUUAAGGAGAAGUUGGAAGACCCAGAUCCCGGUGUCCAGUCAGCCGCCGUGAACGUCAUCUGCGAGCUGGCCAGGCGCAACCCGAAAAACUACCUUUCCCUUGCUCCGCUCUUUUUUAAGCUGAUGACGUCGUCCACCAACAACUGGGUCCUCAUUAAAAUUAUCAAGCUGUUUGGUGCUCUCACUCCUUUGGAACCCAGGCUAGGGAAGAAGCUCAUUGAGCCCCUCACCAACCUCAUCCACAGCACUUCCGCCAUGUCUCUGCUUUACGAAUGUGUGAACACAGUGAUUGCAGUCUUGAUCUCUCUCUCCUCGGGGAUGCCCAACCACAGUGCCAGCAUCCAGCUCUGCGUUCAGAAGCUGAGGAUACUGAUAGAAGAUUCGGACCAGAACUUGAAAUAUCUGGGGCUGCUGGCGAUGUCCAAGAUCCUGAAAACCCACCCCAAAUCGGUCCAGUCCCACAAGGAUCUCAUCCUGCAGUGUUUGGAUGAUAAAGACGAGUCCAUCCGCCUCCGGGCCUUGGAUCUUCUCUACGGGAUGGUGUCCAAGAAGAACUUGAUGGAGAUUGUGAAGAAGCUGAUGAUCCACGUGGACAAAGCAGAAGGGACAACCUACAGGGACGAGCUGCUGACCAAAAUCAUUGACAUAUGUAGCCAGUCCAAUUACCAAUACAUCACCAAUUUCGAAUGGUACAUCAGCAUCCUGGUGGAGCUGACCCGCCUGGAGGGGACCCGCCACGGCCACCUCAUCGCUUCCCAGAUGCUUGACGUGGCCAUUCGCGUCAAGGCCAUCCGCAAGUUCGCCGUCUCCCAGAUGGCCAUGCUGUUGGACAACGCCCACCUCCUGGCCAGCAACACCCAGCGCAACGGGAUCUGCGAGGUCUUGUAUGCUGCGGCCUGGAUCUGCGGGGAGUUCUCCGAGCACCUCGAGGAGCCUCACCAGACUCUGGAAGCCAUGCUGCGGCCCAAAGUCACCACGCUGCCCGGCCACAUCCAGGCUGUGUACGUCCAAAACAUGGUGAAAUUGUACGCCGCAAUCCUGCAGCAGAAGGAGCAGGCUGGCGAGAAGGAGGUGGCGCAGGAGGCGACGCAGAUGAUGAUAGAGCGCCUGCCGCAAUUCGUGCAGAGUGCGGACCUCGAGGUCCAGGAAAGGGCCUCUUGCAUCCUCCAGCUCAUGAAAUACAUCCACAAGCUUCAGAUCAAAGAGGUCCCCGUAGCCGAGGAAGUGAUCGCCUUGUUCGCUGGGGAGCUCAACCCUGUCGCCCCCAAAGCCCAGAAGAAAGUGCCCAUUCCAGAAGGCUUGGACCUUGACGCUUGGAUCAACGAGCCUCCCUCGGACAGCGAGUCUGAGGACGAGAAGCCCCGGACCAUCUUCCACGAGGAGGAACAGAGGCACACAAGGCACCGGCAGCCUGAAAUGGACGAGGAGGAACUGAAGAGGCGAGCAACCUGGCCGCUGAAUCCUGCACCAGCUGACGUUUCCGCACUGUCUUCAGAGGCAGCCCCACCUAUAACAUGCUGCACGCGAGAAGUCCGGAAGCAAGAACAAGCGAACAACCCGUUCUACAUCAAAAGUUCUCCUUCCCCACAGAAGAGGUACCAAGAUAGCCCCGGCGUCGAGCACAUACCUGUGGUGCAAAUUGACCUCUCCGUUCCUCUGAAAGUUCCUGGCUUGCCGGUUUCUGACCAGUAUGUGAAGCUGGAAGAGGAGCGUCGGCACCAGCAGAAGCUGGAGAAGGACAAGAAGAAGAAGAAGCAGAAGAAGCAGGAGAAGGAGAAGCGGGGAAAGCACCACCGGCGCCACAACUCGCUGCACACUGAGAGCGACGAGGACAUUGCGCCCGCACAACAUGUGGACAUCAUCACGGAGGAGAUGCCGGAAAAUGCUCUGCCCAGCGACGAGGAUGACAAGGACCCCAACGACCCCUACAAGGCCCUGGACAUCGACCUUGACAAGCCUUUGGCGGACAGCGAGAAGCUUCCGGUGCAGAGACACAGGAACGCCAACGACCUCAAGUCACCCCAGGAGGCGGAAGUGCUCCCCGCGGAGAAGAAGAGCAAGCGACCAAAGAAGAAGGAGAAGAAGCACAAAGAGAAGGAGCGGGAGAAGGAGAAGAGGAAGGAGAGGGAGAGGAAGAUCGAGGAGGAGGUGGAGGAGGAGCAAGAGGAAGAGGAGAAGAAGCAGGAAGACAUGGACUUCUGGCUUUCUGACGGUCCGCCGCCUGCAGCUGCUACGGAAGCAAAGAGCCCUUCUGAACCGAGCGUGAACCUCGCAGGGGCUGGGGAGCCAGUGGGGGCCCAGAAGGAAGUGCGAGAAAAAGAGCUGGAGGAGGAAGAGGAAGGAAAGUCGAAGUCCUCCAAGCACAAGAAGAAGAAGCACAAGAAAGAGGAGAAGUCCAAGGAUAAGAAGUCGAAGAAACACCAGGGCAACAGUGGAGAGGAGCUCCCUGCAGAAUCGGUGCAGAACGGGACGCUGGAGGAUGAACCGUUACCACCGAUGUCAAGUUACGCCCUCCUUGCCGAAAACGCGUACAUCAAAAUGACCUACGACAUCCAGGGGAACCUGCAGAACGACAGCCAGGUGACCGUCUCCAUCAUCUUCGAGAACAAAAGCAGCAGCUUCCUGAAGAGCAUGGAGCUGAACGUCCUGGACUCACUCAACACUAAAAUGUUCCGGCCGGAAGGCUCCUCAAUACAUGACGGAAUUCCUGUCCCUUUCCAGCUGCCCCCUGGGGUGUCCAGCGAAGCCCAGUUUGUCUUCACCUUGCAAAGUAUUGUCAUGGCACAGAAACUAAAAGGAACCCUCGCGUUUAUCAUCAAAGACGAGGAAGGCUCAACACACGAAAAGCUGGACUUCAAGUUGCAUUUCAGCUGCGCCUCCUACCUUAUCACGACACCCUGUUACAGUGAUGCUUAUGCCAAGUUGCUGGAGUCGGGGGACCUGCACGCCAGAUCCUUCAAAGUCGACAGCAUCACCAUGCCUUUCCACCACCUCCUGGCGAAAAUCUGCUUCCACCAUCACUUCUCAGUUGUCGAGCGAGUGGGGUCCUGCGCAUCGAUGUAUAGCCGUUCUAUCCAGGGCCAUCAUGUCUGUCUGUUAGUUAAAAAGGGAGAGAACUCCGUCUCCGUCGAUGCCAAGUGCAACGAGCCGACCUUGCUGGGCAACCUGCUGUCUGAACUCAAGGAGACCUUGUCGAAGUGCUGAGUUGCUCCCGAGAAACUGGUGCGAUCCGUUCUCCUCCCCCCGCCUCCCCCCGAGAGAGGAGUGUCGUGAGGCUCACACAGACUGAAUCCGGCCGAGCGAUGAAGAUUCCUCUCCCCUCCCCUCUCUCUCCCCAUGCGCACGUACGGUCCUCCCCUACCUGCCCCUCCUGGGGGCGGGCAUUUUCCCACUCCCACUCCGCCCUGGGACGCGGGGCGUGGGGGUGGGUGUUGUUUUUCGGUUCUGGCGGUUUACACAUCCCGAAGCUGUAGUCUUUUCUCUCUCUCCCCCCCUUCCCUCACAUUCCAUUUUGAACUUUUCGACCAGCCGUGGUGGGGAACUUCUUCUGUGCCAGAGAAGCGCCCUGCCAUCGUUGACGCAGCCGCCCGAGAGAUCCUUGCCACAGUCCAUGGCCCCAUGAGGUGUGGUGCUGAGCAACCCAAGAAAUCGCAGGCACCGCAUCUCUUUAAAUCGGCUCCAAUUUCACGGUUGCUCUUCUGGGUCACCGCCCUCAAUAGUGAUGGUGUGGUGGUCCACAUCCAGGCUGACUGUACCUGUAAUCAGUUUUGUUGUUGCUGUUGUUGGGGUUUUUGUUUUUUUUAAGCCCUGGCUUCCCUCCCACCACAAUCCAGUUGUGUUUGCCUCCCCUCCUGCCUUCCGAGGACGGGAUUCAUUCCCGUUCUGCGAGAUCGAUCAACUCCCCUUCCCGUGGGUCUUUGUGAUGUCCGCUUAGAGAGAGACAGAGAGAGAGCAAAAUUUCACAUUCCUGAAGUUUUUAUUUUGUUUAGAAUGUAGCAAAAAGAAAACUGGAAAUCCAAAGGUUCAUUGUCUCUUGGUUUUGUGUGUGGAUCCCACCCCCCAACUUUAUUUUUGACAUUUUUAUUUGGCUUACCAUGUUAGGUUGACCCCUUUGGUUGCUCUGGCCAUGGUCCUCCCACCAGGUUAUCCCUUUUCGCCCCAUAUUCCACCCGUUCCCAUAAACUGUGCCUUGGGCUUCUGAACUCCCAGAUCAAGACUCUAUAAUCGAUCAGCUGCGUGACAUUGGUCCGAGAAACUGGCAGACCGCACAGCUUGUGGGACGGCUUCCUUGUGUUUUUUGGAGAUUCUUGGCUGGAAACAAGUCUUCUUCCCUCUAGUUUCGACAAACCUUCCCCCACGCGCCUGUCCCAUAAGACGGAAGUGAGCCGGCGACUUAUUUAUUUUGAAAUCAGCUUGAUCACUGUUGAAAGGAAUAUGGCACUUAGCAAUUUUUUUUAAAGAACCCACCUGUUUCGCAAAAUAUCAUUUUUGAACCUCCCCACCCCCACCCCCAAAUAAAGUAUAUUUUGUGGGAUGCAGAGAGAGAGCACAGAAACAAGCAUGAAAACCCUGGUCUCUGGCUUGCUUUUUGAUGUGCUGCUUGUUUCAAGACACGGGUGCCUCAACCUUCCACCCCCCCUAUGAUUUAGGGGUAGGUUUGGGUUUUAUAAAAUCCAAAACCACUUGCAAAAUGCUUGCCGGCUUGGGGAAAGAGGGGUUCGUUUUGCUCUGGCAGAACUUCAUUAAUCAGAUGGAUCCAGGUCUCCCCCUCUCCCACAUUAUCGUCGGGACCCAUGUUGCUUGAUAAAAGUAUUAAAAAAGUUCUUUGGGGCGGGGAGAAGCUCCUGGUCAACCUUCCGUGGCUUAGUCCGGAUUUUUGCGUGCACGUUGGGAGGGAGACUGCACGGCGUCUUUUAAAUUUGUCUUAAAAAGGACAAAGGUUCCUUGGAAUUAGUGGAUUAAAAAAAAGAAGUAUAUAUAUAUCUAUAUAUGUGUACAUAUAUUCCUGGAUGAAAAAAAACCCCUCACUUUAGCAUGUAGAUUAUGUUCUCUUGCAGAAACCUUUUGGUGAUUCUAGAACCUUUAAAAAACUGUAUGAUGUGUUAUGUUUUUUUGGGGGGGGGGAGGAAGAAGAAAAUCAAACUUAUUUGCUAUCGACAUUCCCCCCAUUCCCCUGAAAUCCCCGAAAGAGAAAAACGCCACAAAGCUGCUGUACCAAUUUUUGUGUGUGCGUGUGUGUAUGUUGAGAUGAUCCAAUAAAAUUACAAAACCAGCUGA